AUGCUUGACAACAGCAUUUUUUUCGCUCUCUCUCUCUCUCUCUCUCUCUCUCUCUGUCUAACGCGAAACUACCCCAUUCGUCUGUGUGGAGGUGCUCGUGGCUCGGAGCCAAACUUAUUGAACGCCUGUGUCAGGACUUACAAUCAGGUUUGGGACCAGGCAGAUCAGGAGAUCCGUGAUCUCCUCGACUAUGAGUCUUCUACCGACCCGCGCAUUCUUCCAACCAAGGAAUACGAUUCGCAGUUCAACCAUCUGGCCUGCUUGUACGUCAAAUAUGUUCGCAUUUACAACAAGCUGUCAGAAGCCUACGAUCAGAUGGUGCACCCUCAAAAGCGACGCGUCCUCAAGCUCAUGUUGGACGGCGUGACUGGGCGCGUGCUGGAGCUCAAGCAUGCGCUAGUUGACUUGGACCGCUGCGACUACCACUACCUGGACGCCAUCCUCAGCGAUCUGAAACUAACGCCAGAUGAUCUGAAAAUUUACAUCCCCGGGUUUUAUCGCCAUGAGCAGGAGCGGGCCUUGAAGGAGCGCGAUUCGGUGUUGGAAUCUCUGAAUGCAGAGUGGAUGGCUCUCAGCCGCGGAGACGAAGCCGAUCAGCGCCCGCCGCUCUCCCGAGCCGGCAUUCGAGACCAAGAACUGCGUGAUCGCUUACGUGCAGAGCUCAACGAACAGCCUCCCAAUCCAGAGGAAGCAGCAACCACGAUUCAACGGCAUAUUCGUGGCUUUCUGGCCCGUCGCCAGGUACAACAGCAGCGCCAUUUUGAGAUGGAGCUGAUUGGCAUGGAGCCGCCUCCCCCCAAAAGUCGUAAAGACGACCCCAUCGCCAAGGCGGCAAAAAUUGCCGAGGCCCGACGUGUAACUCAGGCCCAGUACGAGGCUCAAUAUCAAUCGGCUCUAGUCAACACCAAGCAGAAAAUCCUGCAAGUAGAGGGACCAGACAUGAAGGAGAAAAUGUCCGACCAGAUCCGCGACUGGUUCAUGCAGGCACGCGAACAGACAGGCGCCUUCCCCGAAUUUCCAGAGGCCGAGGCCGGUGGUUCGCGCUCCAUCUUUCAGCCCCCCGAAGAGGCAGGAGCCGACGCAGCAAGUGCGGACGGCAAGGGUGCCGACAAAGGCAAAAAAGAUGCUAAGAAGGACGCCAAAGGCGGCCAAAAGGACGCCAAAAAGGAUGCAAAGGGUGGCAAGAAGGAUGCCAAGGGCGGAAAGAAAGCCAAAGGCAAAGGCAAGGGUGCAGAGAACGAGGAGGCACCCGCUGCCGGCAAGGUGUUUGUAUACAAGCCCAUGCUGGAGAAGUCGACGCAAGAGUAUGAUCAGGUGUGGCGCAACAACCUGGCAGAUCGGGGCAAUGUGCUGCAAAAGCACGAUGCCGACAUUGUGCGCACCAUCAAGCGCACAGAGGCCGAGGAGGAAUUGCGCCUCGAGGUGGACGAACUCAUGCGGCAGGAACUGAAAAAUCUCAAAGCAGCUUUGGAGACCGACAGCGGCAAAAAGGGCAAGAAGGGCAAGAAGGGCAAGAAAGGCGGCAAGAAGGGCAAGAAAAGCGGCAAGAAGGGCAAAAAGAGUGGCAAAAAGAGUGGCAAAAAGGGCGGCAAGAAAGCCAAGGGCAAGGCUAAGAAGGACAGGGACAUGACUGCAGACGUGCCCAUUCCCGUCUUGUAUAAGGAGCUGGUCGACGUCAAGGUCGUCAAACGCGUGCCCAACAUCACAAUGGAUGAGAUUGUCGGCAACUAUAGUUUUCUUGGCUCGCACAUUUUUGCGCAAAAGCGGGAGCCUGAGCCUUCGCUGGCGGAUGUGCGGCGCGUUUUGACAGAGUACUGCAUCAUGCCUCUUGGUUCGCAAGCCGUGCAUGAGACGCAGCCGGUCUUGGUUCGCUCCGUCCUCAUGGCUGGUCCACAUGGCACCGGCAAGCGAUCCUUGGCCUUGUCCGUGGCCAACGAACUUGGCGCCAACUUUUUUGACUUGUCGCCGGCCAACUUGAUUGGUAAAUACACGGAGAAGAAGGGGCUGGAUUCAGUCGAGGGCUUGUUGCACAAGGUCUUCAAAUUGGCCAAGCACUAUCAGCCGUCCGUCAUUUUCAUCGGAAACGCGAGCAGCAUUUUCGCAAAGAAGAAGGGUGACUCUAGCGAUGCGAGUCGCUUCAAAAAAGAGCUGCCCAAGUUUAUCAAAACCAUUUCGCCCGGUGAUCGGAUCGUCGUGCUGGGCAUUGAUGAUUGUCCCUUCGCGGCCGACACCAAAGACCUGACGUCGUGCUUUCAAAAGGUUUUGCUCGUGCCCAAGCCCAAUUACGGCACGCGCCUGAUGCUGUGGGACAUGUACCUGAGACGAUUCGGGGCCAACCCAUCAGGCGAAGUGGAUCCACAUUCUUUGUCAUUGAUCUCGGAGGGUUAUACUGCGAGCGACCUGGAGUAUGCAGUGAAGAUGGUGCUUACCCCCAUGCGCAGAAAACAGCAAGCUUACAAGCCGCUGCGUUCGGCCGAGUUUGUGGCGCCAUUGGCGAAGCGGCAGCCCGUCUACAAGGAAGAAAGCGCCGAGUUUGCGAAAUGGUACAGCGGCUUGCUGGGCAAGAAGCGUGAGGCCAUUCUCAAGGGCGAAGAUGUUUUUGAAUCGCCGGAUGACGGAGCCAAGAGUGCCAAGAAGGGCAAGAAAAAGAAGAAGAAAUAA
Messenger RNA from Monosiga brevicollis MX1, 2661 nucleotides. RefSeq lists its product as uncharacterized. The transcript is spliced from 15 exons. The coding region runs from base 1 to 2661 and encodes 886 amino acids. Gene Ontology annotation, molecular function: ATP binding; ATP hydrolysis activity; protein binding. The record is from RefSeq and is a predicted model, not a curated record. NCBI's taxonomy places the organism in Eukaryota, Choanoflagellata, Craspedida, Salpingoecidae.